AUGGUAUCGUCGUCGCCGCGUGCGCAGACGCGGUCGCAUGAUGUUGACCCAAAAAGGAUAAAGGCGUACUCGGAACAGCUCCGUCAACGUAAGGAAGCAGAAGAGAGGAUCGCAGCGCAGAAUGAGUUCCUCCGAAACUCCCUCAGGGGGUCGCACAAACUGCAGGCGCUGGAGUCCAACCCUCCCAACACUACCUCCUUUGUGAACGAGGCGUACGAAGAGGACGUGGAGGAACCUUCACAGUUGUAUAGUAUUGUUGAUUACCAAGAAGUAUGCGCAGCAUUAUCCAGGGUACAAAAGGCCCUGGGUUCCCUGGGCGAGUCGGGUCUAGCGGCCCGUAUCGCCGGGGCAGCCAGCACGCUCUGUCCCGGGUUAGCUACACCCCUCACCACGAGAACGGCUGUGCUGAAUGCGGUGAGGCACAAGCGGCCGGGGUUAUCGCCCCCGCAGACACAGAGAGCGCAGGAUCGGUUAAAAGAUUGUAUAGACGUACUAGGCGCGCACGCCGCAUCAGGAGGUGCGACGUCGAGUCUGGCGGCGGAACUCGUGUCGGUGCUGGGCGGGCUCGAGCUCGAGAGUCUAUUGCAAGCGCACGACAGCGCUGCGGCCCUGGUAGACCCGGCGUGCUUUGCGAGGAAUCGGAAGACUGGCAACCACAGGGGUGAGAACGACAAGUUCCAGCCCGCGGGCUCGCCCGACGACACGAGCGAUACAAUUAAAAUUAUUAAACUCGAAAAGACUAAUGAACCACUUGGUGCUACAGUAAGAAAUGAAGGAGAAGCAGUUAUAAUCGGCAGGAUAGUGAGAGGGGGAGCUGCGGAGAAGUCAGGGUUGUUACAUGAGGGAGAUGAGCUGUUGGAGGUGAACGGCGUGAGCAUGCGCGGCAAGUCGGUGCACGAGGUGUGCGGCGUGCUGGGCGCGCUGGCGGGCACGCUCACGGUGGUGGUGUGCGCGCGCGCGGCGCCGCGCCCGCCCGCGCCGCACCGCGUGCUGCACGUGCGCGCGCACUUCGACUACGACCCCGAGGACGACGUGUACAUCCCGUGCCGCGAGCUGGGUAUAAGUUUCCAAAAGGGCGACGUUUUGCACGUGAUCAGCCGCGAGGACCCGAACUGGUGGCAGGCGUUCCGCGAAGGGGAGGAGGACCAGACCCUCGCUGGACUCAUUCCUAGUCAAGCUUUUCAGCACCAACGUGAAUCAAUGAAGUUAACAUUAGCGGGAGAAGUAGCGGCGAGAGACAAGCCACGGAAAGGCGGCACCUUACUAUGUGCGAAGAAACCGCCAAGAAAGAAAAAGGGCAAAAAAGCCACCAGUGAGGCUGGAUAUCCUCUGUAUUCUACGUCUGGGGCUGAUGAAUACGAGCAAGAAGAGAUCCUCACAUACGAGGAGGUGGGUCUGUACUACCCGCGCGCGUCGCACAAGCGGCCCAUCGUGCUGAUCGGCCCGCCCAACAUCGGCCGACACGAGCUCAGGCAGAGGCUCAUGGAGGACACUGCGCGGUUCGCUGCUGCUGUACCCCACACAUCCCGACCUCGCAAAGACCACGAGGUCCCCGGGCAGGAUUAUCACUUUAUAUCGCGGACGCAGUUUGAGGCAGAUAUAUUGAAUAGAAAGUUUGUGGAACAUGGCGAAUAUGAAAAGGCGUAUUAUGGCACAUCACUAGAAGCGAUCCGCGAAGUAGUGAACUCCGGGAAGAUUUGCGUACUAAACCUACACCCGCAGUCGCUUAAGAUCCUGCGAGGGUCUGACUUGAAGCCCUACACGGUGUUCGUAGCUCCACCCAGCUUGGAGAAGUUGAGGCAGAAGAAGAUCAGGAAUGGAGAGGCUUUUAAGGAAGAAGAGCUAAAAGAGAUAAUAGCGACCGCCCGGGACAUGGAGCUCCGCUGGGGACACUUGUUCGACAUGAUCAUCAUCAACAACGAUACACAGCGUGCCUACACACAAUUACUUAACGAAAUAAACAGUCUUGAGCGCGAGCCGCAGUGGGUGCCUGCGCAUUGGCUCAAACACACCUAGCGGGACCUGCCCCUUGUGCCCCGAGUGCCCCGGGGACAUUGCCGGCUAAAAGUGCCCCGAAAAAAUGUGUGUCAAAUGGAAAAUGUGCCCCAAGAAGUGGCGAGUCAUGUGAAAAAAGUGCCCCAAGUAACUGUGCCUGAACUGCCCCUAGUUGUAUCACAUAAGAUGCAGAAAGUGCCCCAAACAACUGCGUCUCAAGUCGUUGGGCAGCUGCCCCAAGUGCCACACGUGAAUCUGCCCCAAGUAGCUCUUUCCCAUCUUCACCAAGUGCCCCAACAGAAACUAGAUCAGUCAGAUCUACGUAAGCGACUGUGGUCGAAUCAAGUGAAACAACAGCAAUUUUCCCAAGUGCCACAAAUGUCCCAUAUUCCAAAAGUAUCCCAUCUUCAGCCUCUGUUUCAAUCUCACUUGCCCCAUAUAUUCCAACCUUAUCCUUUAGGAAACCAUUCCAUUGCUUGCAAAACUGAUAGAGAUGUGGAACAAUGUGAUUAUAACAAUGAUGAUGAUGAAAAGCUUUGUGAUGAAGAAAACGCUGGUGUUUUCAGUACUGAAAUCGAAAAUGUGGAAAGUGAUGUCCGAAAUGUAACUGAUUUUGUUGGAAAUGAACUGUGUGAUUCUGUUGACAACAGAAAUAUGUUUUAUGAAGAAAGGAAACAUAAUUGUUUCAGGACUGAUGGUAUAAAGAAUAUGGAACUAUGUAAUUGUUCUUUUGAUAUCGGAAAUUACAAAAUAGUCUCUGAAGUUUUUAAUACUAAUGAGGUCGAAAAUAUUGGUUCAUCUGAUUUUGUUAGAAAUGUUGAACGGCUCGAAAACGCUGGUAUUACAAAACAUCAGAAGUUUAAAAUCAGAAAAUAUAAAU
Messenger RNA from Colias croceus (clouded yellow), 2875 nucleotides. RefSeq names its product protein PALS1-like. Gene Ontology annotation, biological process: morphogenesis of an epithelial sheet; establishment or maintenance of polarity of embryonic epithelium; establishment or maintenance of epithelial cell apical/basal polarity. The transcript has 13 exons. Gene Ontology annotation, cellular component: plasma membrane; adherens junction. NCBI's taxonomy places the organism in Eukaryota, Metazoa, Arthropoda, Insecta, Lepidoptera, Pieridae. The coding region runs from base 1 to 2016 and encodes 671 amino acids. The record is from RefSeq and is a predicted model, not a curated record. Gene Ontology annotation, molecular function: protein binding.